Molecule: messenger RNA, 1098 nt
Organism: Nicotiana tabacum (common tobacco)
Lineage: Eukaryota; Viridiplantae; Streptophyta; Magnoliopsida; Solanales; Solanaceae
Product: acid phosphatase 1
Molecular function (GO): acid phosphatase activity
Source: RefSeq, a predicted model, not a curated record
GGCGGAAAAUCAUAUAAUAAUCAGAGAGAAUGGGACAGCUUCAGAUUUGAUUGGGCUAAUCCGGUCUCUUCUUCCAUAGCCUGACCCUGAGGCCCUGAGACCCCAGCGUAGCAGAUUCCAGAUUCUGCUACCCUAUCAUGGCGCACGUUCAAAACUUUUUGGUAGCUGUUUUCAUCUCCUUCACCUUCGUCUCCACCUCAUUCUCUCAAUCUAUUCUUGGAAUCACCCCCGAAAUAUUAGAACUUUUAACCAUCAAUCGCCACCGUAAGAUUCCCAAAGACAAUAACAAUGCUUUGUACUGUGAGAGCUGGCGGUUCACCGUUGAGACUAAUGACGCUGGUUUAUGGGCUUUGAUUCCCGAAAGGUGCGCUUCUUUCGUCCAGGACUACAUGAACGGCGAUCGUUACUCUUCAGAUUGCGGUGCGGUGGCUGACCUGUCACUGGCGUUUGCCAAUACGGUUAAGGUUUCAAACGAUGGAAAGGACGCUUGGGUUUUCGACAUUGAUGAAACUUUGCUCUCCAACUUGCCCUACUAUGUGACCCAUGGCUUCGGAUCGGAGAUCUUUGAUGAAAUCGCCUUUGACAAAUGGGUAAAUGAAGCAGAAGCUCCUGCUAUUCCUGCAAGUUUAAAACUGUACAAGGAGCUACAGCAGCGAGGAUUUAAGAUAUUCUUGUUGACUGGUCGGAGUGAAUUUCAAAGGAAUUAUACAGAAAAGAAUCUGGUGUAUGCUGGAUACAGCAAUUGGGAAAGACUUAUUUUGAGGGGACCUUCUGAUAAAGGUAAACUGGCAACCCAGUAUAAAUCUGAGAAAAGAAAGGAGUUAGAAGAUGAAGGCUACAGGAUUCAUGGGAGCUCUGGAGAUCAGUGGAGUGACUUGAAUGGUUUCGCUGUUGCCACAAGGUCCUUUAAACUUCCAAAUCCCAUGUACUAUAUUGCGUGAUGAUAGAGUUGUCUAAAAAUCUGUUAUGAGCUUUGACAAUUGACAUUGCAAUUCGUUCCUACUGAACUUGUGUAUAACAUUAUUCUAACACCUUGUUCAAUUGGAAUUGAUCUCUUUUACUAAUAAUUGUAAGCCACCAUGGAUUUUAAUAUUUCAA